UUUCUAAAUUCUAAAUGUAAUUAAGAAUUAAAUUCUGCCAGCUGAUUUUCUUAGUUUCUAUAAUUAAAUCUCAUUUGAGUUUGUGACCAUAUAUUUCGAUUCGUCCAUCUCAUACACAUUGCUUUACGUCGUCGUUUAGUAGAGGGAGCGUGAUGGCCACAAGCUCUAUUUCCCUUUACUUUUCACAUAUCUUCUUACUUACUUCAUAAACAAAUCACUGCCACAUAAAGGCUGAGUAAGAGAGAGUCGUUCCAAUGGCUAUCAUCGCAACCACGUUCGGCACGGGGCUAAGUUACGCCGGUCAGCUUCCAUUCAAACGAGUCACCGCGGGAGAGAUGGGACAAAAGCAGCAGAGAAUGGUGGUGGUGAGAGCAGAAGGCGGCGGAGGAGGAAUCAAUCCAGAGAUCAGAAAGAACGAAGAGAAGGUCGUUGACUCCGUCGUCGUCACCGAGCUUUCCAAGAACAUAACUCCCUAUUGCAGGUGUUGGAGGUCGGGGACGUUUCCAUUGUGUGAUGGGAGUCAUGUGAAGCACAACAAAGCUAAUGGAGAUAACGUUGGCCCUCUUCUUCUCAAGAAACAGUAGUUCUUUUUGUUUUUUUUCUCGUUUUUCUUGGUGAUGUAUUGAUACUCGUCUUAUUGAAUAAAAAGAUCAUUAUAUAGUGAAAUAAAGCU
Molecule: messenger RNA, 673 nt
Organism: Arabidopsis lyrata subsp. lyrata
Lineage: Eukaryota; Viridiplantae; Streptophyta; Magnoliopsida; Brassicales; Brassicaceae
Product: CDGSH iron-sulfur domain-containing protein NEET
Exons: 2
Coding region: 255-584 (109 amino acids)
Biological process (GO): regulation of autophagy
Cellular component (GO): intracellular membrane-bounded organelle; mitochondrial outer membrane
Molecular function (GO): 2 iron, 2 sulfur cluster binding
Source: RefSeq, a predicted model, not a curated record